Molecule: messenger RNA, 3003 nt
Organism: Camelina sativa (false flax)
Lineage: Eukaryota; Viridiplantae; Streptophyta; Magnoliopsida; Brassicales; Brassicaceae
Molecular function (GO): RNA-DNA hybrid ribonuclease activity; nucleic acid binding
Source: RefSeq, a predicted model, not a curated record
AUGGCCGAAUUGCGUCCGAUUAGCCUUUGUAACGUGGGGUAUAAAAUUAUUUCAAAAAUUCUGUGUCAGCGGCUUAAGAAGGUUUUACCUGGUCUUAUUUCUGAGACCCAAUCGGCUUUUGUUCCUGGUCGGUUGAUAUCGGAUAAUAUCCUUAUUGCUCAAGAAAUAUUUCACGCCUUACGCACCAAUCCGUCUUGUAAAGGAAAGUUUAUGGCAAUAAAAACGGACAUGAGUAAGGCAUACGAUAGGGUUGAGUGGGACUUUGUGGCGGCUUUAUUACACAAAAUGGGGUUUGCAGAGAUGUGGGUGUCAUGGAUAAUGUUUUGUGUCACUUCGGUUGAGUAUAGGGUUCUUCUUAAUGGCCAGCCAAAUGGCUUGAUUAUUCCACAGAGGGGGCUCCGGCAGGGUGACCCUUUAUCUCCUUAUUUGUUCAUUUUAUGUACAGAAGUUUUAAUUGCAAAUAUUUGGAAGGCAGAAAGGGACAAGCUCAUUACAGGGAUAAAGGUGGCAAAUAAAUGCCCACCUAUUACACAUUUGUUGUUUGCAGAUGAUAAUCUGUUUUUUUGUAAGGCAAAUAGAGAGCAAUGCCGGGUUAUUUUGGAUAUCCUAAAACAAUAUGAAUCUGCUUCGGGCCAACAAAUAAAUUUUUCAAAGUCACCGGUCCAGUUUGGCCACAAAAUUGAUGACACUUUAAAAUCGGAAUUGCAUGAUGUCCUUGGGAUCACAACUUUGGGAGGAAUGGGUUCCUAUCUAGGUUUACCAGAAAGUUUGGGUGGGGCAAAAACCAAAGUCUUUUCUUUUGUUCGCGAACGGCUUCAGGGUCGAACAAAUGGUUGGACGGCAAAUUUGCUUUCAAAAGGUGGGAAAGAAGUAAUGAUUAAAUCGGUUGCUACUGCGGUGCCGACUUUCGUGAUGUCUUGUUUUCGGUUGCCAAAAACAAUAACAUCAAAACUUACUAGUGUAGUGGCAAAUUUUUGGUGGAGCACUAAUGGUCAAACAGGGGGCAUGCAUUGGCUUGCCUGGGAAAAAUUAUGUGUUAGCAAACAGCUGGGUGGACUCGGUUUUCGAAAUGUGGAUGAUUUUAAUUCGGCCCUUUUGGCCAAGCAGCUAUGGCGGCUUAUUGAUGCUCCGGACUCACUGUUUGCCAGGGUCUUCAAAAGUCGGUAUUAUAGGAAUACACAUCCGUUGGAUCCAAUUAGGUCUUACUCCCCAUCCUACGGGUGGAGGAGUAUCUGUUCCGCUCGCUCUCUGGUUAAUAAAGGACUCAUUAAACGGGUUGGCUCCGGGGACACCAUUUCCAUAUGGUCUGAUCCUUGGGUGCCAGCUCAAUUCCCGAGACCAGCUUUAAGUAAGGGCCUGGUAAAGGACCUUUCUCUUCAAAUGAAUCAAUUAAUUGAUUGUCGGACAAAUACUUGGUGUAUGGACAUGCUCCAUGAGCAUUUUGAUCCAUCUGAUGUGGCUUUGAUCCAGGCUAUCCCAUUAGGAGGAAACCAGAGGGAUGACCCUUAUGGUUGGCAUUUCACGAAAACAGGACGGUACACUGUUAAAUCGGGUUAUCACACUGCACGGCUUGAUGUAAAUCGGACUUUUCUGGCUUGUGGCUCUGGUCCGGAGAUUACACCUCUCCUUGCUGGUGUUUGGAGAGCUCACUGUCCUCCUAAAAUUCAACACUUUAUGUGGCAGGUUUUAUCUGGUUGUAUUUCAGUUUCGGCAAACUUGGGACGACGUGGUAUUGCUUGUGAUAUAGGGUGUGUACGCUGUGGAGCUGAUGAGGAAACAGUUAAUCAUGCCAUCUUUACUUGUCCUCCUGCCCGUCAGGUUUGGGCUUUAGCCCAUGUGCCGGUGGGCCCGAUUUCCUUUCCAACGGAUUCGGUGUAUGCGAAUGUGGAUCACUUCUUAGGGCAGCAGAAUCCUGGGGCUCAUGUUGCGGCUUUUCCUUGGCUAAUGUGGUAUAUUUGGAAAGCACGGAAUGCACGUGUUUUUGAAAAUAUUGUGGAGCAACCGGAGGAUAUUGUUAGGGUUGCAGAAGGUGAAGCUACAGGGUGGCAGCAGGCUCAGGCAGAGGAGGAUUUAGAUAUCUAUCACCCUAUCCCUGUAGGUCUAUCUGUCAGGGCGGAUACUAAUUCCCUUCCAACAGUUUUUUCGGGUCACCGCUGUUUCAUAGAUGGUUCAUGGAAAGCAGAAGACCAAUUUGCAGGUGCCGGCUGGUGCUGUACCUCGCUCCAAGUUUUGUCUCCGUUGAUGGGCGCUAGGACCUUCCGACGAAGUCUAUCUCCUUUACAUGCUGAAGCUGAAGCUUUCCUUUGGGCGAUGCGCUGCAUGAUCGGUCAUGAUUUCAGAGACGUGGCUUUCUAUACAGACUGCUCAGAUUUGGUGAAGAUGAUGUCUUCUCCUUCCGACUGGCCAGCAUUCUCGACGUAUUUGGACGACAUCAAGAUUGAUAGGGAAGAAUUUACAUCUUUUUCUUUAUCUUUUAUUUCAAGAAAAGCUAAUGUUAGUGCGGAUUCUUUGGCACGCCAAGCGCUCUUUUGGGACAUCGGGACCUGUCUGAUUCCCGAUGGUUAUGAUCCUCGUCUUGUCGGUCCGGCUAUAGUAUCAGCGCUGACGAGGUUAGGCGUGUCUGGUCCUAUCACCAUCACUGCCAUUGGCAACCUAAAACCCUUCAGUACUGACGUCUUGGAAUCAUUAUCUUCCACUGGAAUCGCUCUUAGAAACGUCGACAAAGGUUUAUUUGGCCUUGUGGCCUACUUGUAUUUUUGGAUUCACCAUAAUCCGUCUCCGGCUAAUUUGAUGUUCGUUUCCAAUUUAAAGCUCUCACCUAGUGUUGGAAUUGAGACCGCCGUAUCUCAGUCUCUUUGCCAGCUAGUUUUGCAAGGAUACAGUAUUUUUUGGGCAUAUCCAUGUAUUCCAGAACCUACAGGCAUCUCCGUGGCCGCUUCUGGAAAAUGGCUCUGGAAAAGCUUGCUGGAAGCCACAGAUGCGGACAAUACAGUGCAGCUUUGA